Schistosoma intercalatum is the source of this 3159-nucleotide messenger RNA. The record is from the annotation of a GenBank genome assembly. Lineage: Eukaryota; Metazoa; Platyhelminthes; Trematoda; Strigeidida; Schistosomatidae.
GAGCACGUGGGAAAUUUGUCCGCGCGAAAUAUGUCGAAUACGCCCCAGAAUAUAUAUGGUAUCAAUAAUUCAGCGGACGCUUACUAUGGGACACUUUUCUCGCACUUGUCUUAUGGAAUGGGUGAGGGCAAUGGAGUAAACUCAGCUACAACCCCAAAUGCAGAAAAUGCAGCUGCGGCGGCUGCCGCUGCAGCCUUAGCAGCAGUGGCUUCUGGAAGAAACGAUUGGUCUAAUACUGAUGGUUAUAACGCUGUUUCAAACAUGAUAAAUAAUAUGCGUACACAUCCAUCAAUGGCAGCUUGCUCAAAUUCUGGGGAUUUAUCCGAGUCUUGUAAUAUUCCAUCCAGUUCUUUAUCGUCACCUUAUGCUGCAACUUUGUUGGCUGCAGUUGCUGCAGCAGCAGCUGCAGCUUAUCCACUUCCUCAGGGUGCUGCAAAUGCCGUUUCUGGCCAAACAGGUCGGUCUUUCUUACCUAAUCCCUCAAUGAAUAAUAGAGCAGCUGAUUUCACAACAAUGUACUUUGGUUCUUCCACAAGACCAUCUGUUACUAAUGCUAACCAACUUAAUGGGCUUCUUGGUAACCUACCUAAUUGGCCUUUCACUGUUCCUCCAACUCACUAUCCAAACUCUUCAUUUAUAGACAGACCUACUGGUGCAGUCGUUCCUUUUGAGGGCUGGGCUUCAAAUGGUCAACAAUUAACACUGUCACCUUGUGGUGAAAAUGAUGCAAUCAGUCACUUUAGUCAAGGUCCAUCCGAAGCAAAUAUGUCAUCUAAAGACCCACAUACAUAUUAUACAUCAUCGAAUAUGGGAGAUACUGUUUUCGCGCCACCUGCAUCCUAUUCUCAGCAACAACAACAAUGUACUACUGAAGACCCUGGUGUUUCAUUCAUCUACCAUCAUCCGAAUUCAAAAGCUGCCUAUCCGUUUUCAUCUCAAGGACCUCAGUCACAUCUUGUAAAUGGAUUGCCUGGUAGUGCUGCUAAUAUGUUGGAUCCCUAUGCUUCAGUAAAUCAGUGCCAAACAAUCUCACAACAUCUGAUCGAUGAAUUCGGUCGACUAAAUGUUGGAUGUGGUGUCGAAACAGCAACUUGUAGUGAUAAUGGGCUAAAUCAGUUGCAUGUCCCGUUUUAUGAAACCUCAGUUGUUGGGAACGGAAGUAAUGUUCAGUUACAUAAUACUUCAGUGACACAAUGGUCUCAUAUGAAAGAAAGUAACGGAAUUAGUAAUAGCAUGUGUUCUAUGGAUAAGUCCGAUAAUUUAUCCAGAUCACAAUCCAAUCCAAGUACUUAUCCAGCAAGCAGGUUAUCUACUUCAGCGAGUAACAGACCUGCACCAUCAGUUAUUGCUACAUCUGUCAAUAGUUCAUCACGUACAAAAACUUGGGCUAAUAUAGCAGGACAACCACCCAAAGGGUCAGCUGCAGUUAUUCAAAACUCUGUAGGAUGGUCAGCGAAAAGAUCUCAUCCUCACAAUCCAACAGCUGUUAACAGGUCUUUUCAAACUUCUACUGGGAACUAUUCAGUUGGUAGGGUUAAUUCUUUGAUGGCAAAUGCUUCGUGUAAUAAUGGGCAUUUAACACAACAAGACAGAGUUAAUACUGCGGACCAGUCAGGAAAUGUUCGUUCUUUGGCGGAAUCUAAUUCUGAGCUAAAGAGUACUUCGAAUAAUGGUAACCAUGCUGCAGAUAAUUCAACAUCCCUACUAACCUCAGAUGGAUCUGCACAAGCUUUUCAACGUGAGUCGGAAGCGCUGCACCAACGUUUGGCUAAGGUAAUUAACCCCAAUGAUUUCGACACACACAUAGAAAAGGCCAGAUUCUUUGUAAUCAAGUCAUUUUCCGAAGAUGAUAUCCAUCGUUCUAUUAAGUAUUCUAUCUGGUGUUCAACAGAACUAGGCAACAAGAAGCUUGACACAGCGUUUGCUGAGGCCAAUCAUGCCUAUCCAAUAUAUUUAUUUUUUUCAGUCAAUGGGUCUGGACAUUUUUGUGGGAUGGCUGAAAUGGUUUCUCGUGUUGACUAUAAUGCUAGAGCUAGUGUUUGGGCUCAAGAUAAAUGGCAAGGUAAAUUUUCGGUUCGAUGGAUAUUUGUAAAAGAUGUUCCUAAUACGGCAUUGAGACAUAUUCGCAUUGAGACAAAUGAUAAUAAACCAGUAACUCACUCUCGCGAUACUACAGAACUUCCUUUAGAACGAGGUAAACAAGUAAUGGAAGUACUUGCCACAUAUUCACAUACAUUGUCUAUUUUCGACGAUUUCUUUUAUUAUGAUCAACGAGAAAGACAAGAGGGAUUUCGUCGUAAAGAAUUCAAUACACGAAGAGGUUGAUUUGCGGACAAUAAAUUAGUUUGAAUGAAUCUCAUCAAAUGUUGAUUGCUAUUACACUUGUGUAACAAAAUUGGACUUUUACGCUCAUUUUAUGAUAAGAAAUGAAUGAUCUGGACAUUUCUUCCUCUAUCUUCCCCCGUAGUUCUCAGUUAGAGGCUGUUUUUAGAUGAUCUAAAAGCAAAAUUGUUUAGGUUUUCUCUCUUCUGCUACUUCGUUUUUUUUAGAAAAAAAUAUACAAACCGAAACCAAACUUUACUGUGAAAUCUUUUUUUCUACUUUAUCAUGUUAUAUACAGCCUCAGGUUAUAUAGCUUAUAAAAUUUACUUCCUUACUCUAACAAACUCUGUCUCAAGUUGUUUGGUCAAGUGGACAUUUAUGGAAAGAGGGAACACAGUAACACAAAUUUAACUAUUAAACAUGAGACAAGAAUAAUUCAAUGUAUAUCUCUUUUACUUAAAUACAGAUAAUUAUGUUAUAAUAUUAACAGUUUGGUAUUUCACAAGCUGAAAUUAAAAGUUACUUUGAUGUACUAGUUUUCUUGCUACAUUCAUUACUAUCCUUUAGAAUGUCUGGAAGAUUAUUAUUUAAAUAAAUAUUCAUUGGUAGAGGUACGUAGAAUACAUAAUUAAUCUGGGUCCCCGUUUUUAUUUACUUACCCACUUAAAAUUUACUUUUACUGCCAACUGACAAAACAAGGCAGACACUUUUUGAACGUGAAUCUUUUCUGAAGAACUGUUUUUUUUUACUUCUCAUCUGUAAUGUAUAUUUCUUUUCAUCAAGUAAUUAACAAUUGUUGCACUUAUUUUUUUUGUCACAUAUAUACAUCAUAUGAGU